Pyricularia grisea is the source of this 2198-nucleotide messenger RNA. RefSeq lists its product as uncharacterized. The coding region runs from base 825 to 1034 and encodes 69 amino acids. The transcript is spliced from 2 exons. The record is from RefSeq and is a predicted model, not a curated record. Gene Ontology annotation, molecular function: zinc ion binding. Lineage: Eukaryota; Fungi; Ascomycota; Sordariomycetes; Magnaporthales; Pyriculariaceae.
CGUAGAUGCCAGUGAUUAGUGCACCAAUACACCACGUAGGAACCUACGGUACAGUUACAGUACAGCAAACCAUCAAAAUGCCCAGCAAGCCAAAGUUGGUCCCCUUCCCCGAAAGCGGAGCCUCGUCAUCCACAAGGGUUCCCAUGCCCGGAGACUUGAUGACCAUUCAAUUCAUGGGGCCCAGGCCAGCCCAGGUUGGCCAUUCUGACCACCCGCAGCAAGCACGGCUUCCACCUAGUCCGGGUCCUUGUCGUUGCCAAACCGGCCGGGCCGCCUUUUUUUCUGUUGGCCCUUGCACCCCCAUAGCAGAUGUAGAAUAGGUGAGGUACCUUACCUAGGCAGGUAAUAGCCAGCCCAGCCAACCUACCCGGGUGAUCUUUUUCUUAUUCCCUGCUUUCCAGCACCUUCCCUUGCAACGACCAUCCUCGUCCGUUGUGACGACUGACCUGACUCCGCGUAAGGGCGUCUUCCAUAAAUUGUCAUCACCGCCCAGCUGACGAUCUCUCCGCCUCCUUCACCUCUUUUUUCUUACCUUUGUAAUCAUCACAUCGUCCGAUUUUGUCUGCCCUUUUUUUUUCUCUUUUUUUUGGCGGCUAACGCAUACCACGCACAUACCCCCUCAAGCAUUUAUUAGCUUGCAUUUCUCUCCUCUUCUUUGCCACAUCCUCCUUCCACUCUCGUCGUUGGCCCAACGCAGUAACCGAGGGCAUCCCGCGCAACCCAGUACUUCACGUACUUUCCAGCGCACCGUCGACGACCACGCCGCCGCACCUCUUUCUUUUUUUCUCCAUACAAACACCAAAUAAUACCACCAAGCGACCACAAUGGCUAAGCCUAGGUGCGAUCUCGCCAACUGCAAGAGCCCCGCCCACAUGGCCGGCGACUGCGGUUUCUGCAACAAGCACUUCUGCGGCAAACACCGCCUACUCGAGGACCACAAGUGCGAGGGUCUGGAAGACUGCAAGAAGGAGGCACACGCUCAGAACGCAGCCCAACUCGAAUCCGAGCGCACUCAGGUCAUCCGCGGCGUUUAAAUGUCAACUCAAAUAGACUUGACAAAGUGGCACUACGGGACCAUCAAUGCGCCCGAAAAGCCCUAUACUCGAGCGAAGGAUUCUCGAUUGCGGAUUGUCAACAGGGACGACCUGUCGGCAGUAACAGAUUGAUGGAGUCGAAAGUCUACAUCCAGCUGUCCGAUCGACUGCACUUCUCUCGGGAUGCCCGCCGUUAAACCCCCGCCAUCCGCAACAAUUUGCGGACAUGUGUUCCAAGAUGCAACGGCGAGACUCUAAACUACUUGAACCGAAUCUACACACAAACAAACAAACCUACGGAAGUCUGUAUUCUGCUUGGAUGCAGAAUCAGGCUUCGAUACGCUUGCCCUGCACUGAUUGUGCACUGGCAUCAUGACCGAGGGAAUAUACUGUUCUCCUGUCCAGAGAUAUCAUUUAUUUAUUUUUAAAUCUUACUAUUUUGCGCGGCGUUUUGGGCAGGAAUCUAUGGACUGUUGAUUGUUUUUUGUAACCCAUGUUUUUAUCUUUUCUUGCUGCGUCCCUUUUAGUUAUCUCAUAGAGAAGCCAUUGUCUUGGUUCCCUGUAUCUAUUCUAGUUCUUUCGGCGUGGCGUCUGGAUCCUGACCUCGGCCAAUGGGUCAAGACUCGACAUAAUUUUCACCACGUCUUUAUUUAACGUUUGCGCCACUUGAUAAUUUCGAUACCAAUUUAGGAGAUUUCAGGGGCUUUGUAUUCAUCAAGACACAUUUCCUUGCCCCUGACAGAAAAGAUAUUGUUAGCCUCAGUUUUGUUCCUUGUUCAAGACGUCACUUUUGUUUGUUGCGACUCCAUCUUAGUUAAUGACUUAGUCAGUCACCCAUUGCGCCAAGUACCCAGAAUUCAAACUCGGCAUCCCGAAGGCAGCAGAGGGCCACGCAUUGCGCAAAGUGUAUGACUCUAUCGUCAUACUUUAUUACUCCACUGUUUUUCCCCAUAUUGCCACAGACCCGGUCUCGCGGCAAGCGGCCAGUGCAACGUAUUCUAUUUGCAUAAGGUAGGGGGGGUUCUUUAAUAAUUCACAGUAAUACGGAACAAAACCACCUGGGGGGGAGGAGGAUGCUCCUCAAUCUUGAGUGGAGUUGGAUCUCCGAUAUCGCCACAAGCUUCUCUAUGCGCUACGUGUGCAUGGAGCAGUGCUAAAUGGAAG